Molecule: messenger RNA, 673 nt
Organism: Staurois parvus
Lineage: Eukaryota; Metazoa; Chordata; Amphibia; Anura; Ranidae
Source: the annotation of a GenBank genome assembly
UCCGGGGAGACCGGAUAUAGAGAAUGCGGGGUCCGGGAAGAGCGGAUAUAGUGAAUGCAGGGUCCAAGAAGAACGGAUAUAGUGAAUGCGGGGUCCGGGGAGACCAGAUAUACCUAAUGCGGGGUCCGGGGAGAGCGGAUAUACUGAAUGCGGGGUCCGGGGAGAGCAGACAUAUGAUACUGAACCCCGGACCCUGCAUUCAGUAUAUCUGCUCUCCCAGGACCCUGCAUUCACUAUAUCCGCUCUCCCCGGACCCCGCAUUCACUAUAUCCACUCUCCCCGGACCCUGCAUUCACUAUAUCCGCUCUCCCCGGACCCUGCAUUCACUAUAUCCACUCUCCCCGCACCCCGCAUUCACUAUAUCCACUCUCCCGGACCCCGCAUUCACUAUAUCCGCUCUCCCCGGACCCCGCAUUCACUAUAUCCGCUCUCCCCGGACCCCGCAUUCACUAUAUCCGCUCUCCCGGACCCCGCAUUAACUAUAUCCGCUCUCCCCGGACCCCGCAUUCACUAUAUCUGCUCUCCCCGCACCCCACAUUUACUAUAUCUGCUCUUCCCGGACCCUGCAUUCACUAUAUUCGCUCUCCCCAGAGCCUGCAUUCACUAUAUCCGCUCUCCCCGGACCCCGCAUUCACUAUAUCCGCUCUCUCUCCGGAUCCCGCAUUCACUAUAU